Messenger RNA from Phyllotreta striolata, 4476 nucleotides. The record is from the annotation of a GenBank genome assembly. NCBI's taxonomy places the organism in Eukaryota, Metazoa, Arthropoda, Insecta, Coleoptera, Chrysomelidae.
AUGGCUCAGCCUCAAUAUUACGAAAUAUUAAGCGAAAAUAACAAGAACGAAGAGUCCCAGUACUUUACGAAUAUUCAAGACCAAACGGUUCAGUAUGUAAUAACCCCCGAUAACUCACAAGUUCAGUAUCCAGCCCAAACGAUUAACCAAGAUCAAAUUCUGCAAGCUCAAAUCAUACAACAGUCGAUUGAAUUGCAGCCGUCACAAUUUGCGCUUAUUAAAGACGGUACUUUGAGAAAAGAGGGUCAGCAAAUAUUUUUCGUUGAAAACCGAGUAGCCGACAGUAUUGUAAUCGAAAACAAAGUUCAGAACGACGUUCCUCAACAACCUAUCAUUUUAAAUCAUCAAAUCGGAAAUACGUUCGUGAGGACUCCCAUCGGGAAGACUGGCGUUCAACAUGUUUCCUUAGAAAUGAUACAGAAGAAUUCUCAGCAAGCGAAAACACUUAAUCGAGCGGUGAACCCAGGCCAACAGCAACUUCGUCACCUAUCGCCGGCCUUGACGCAGAUGAGACAGCAGCUAAGCGCUGCCGUAUUAACUUCGAACCAAAUCCAAACUCAAAAUCCCAAUCAACUCCAAGUAAGAUUGCAACACCCGGUUAGACUCCAACAGCCUCAACAAAUUAGACAAGCUUUAAUAAGAACAACGUCCCAACAGCAAUAUCGAGCGUUGCAACAGGCGAAUGUCGGCGUAAGACAGAACGAUCCCAAUCUGAUUAGACAGAAUAUAAGGUCGCCGAAUCAGUCUCAACUGCAGAGGCCUAAUCAAAUAUUAAAGACUCCUGGUUUAGUUACACCGAGGGGACAAUCGUUGCUAGCUCAACAUCAAUCUGUUCAAGGGCAACAACAACAACAACAACAACAACAACAGCAGCAGCAGCAACAGCAACAACAGUUACAGAAAUUUAACAAUCAAGGAAAUUGUGUCAAUGCUGAACUGAAACCUACUGAUGAUCAAGAAACGGUAACUUUAUCUGAUGGAGCAGUAGUCACAUUAGCUACUUAUAAUAAUAUGUUGAGAGAUCAGAAAUCUAGGAACAUUCCAAAAAAAUUAAAUACCCUUCAGCAACCAAAUCAAAUCCAACAAUCGAUGCAAGAAUCGAAUUCCUUGCUCUGUCAAAACAGUCCUAUGCAGCAACAACACAACCAAUUACAGGGGCAAAACAAUCAAAUGUCUCAGCAGCACCAACAAUCAGGUAACCAAUUACCGCAGCGCAUUCCUUUAAAUUUACCAAACGUUCGACCUACUCAAGGCGUGCCUAAAAAGAAGCCUGCUUCUCCUCGGGUUCCUAAAUCCCCCAAAAAUCCUCCUAAACCUCGUCCUCGUGCUUCACAGCAAGGUGCUAAUCAACAAUUGCCGAACAACCAAGGACAGUACACUUUGUUGAACCAGCAACAAGGGAAUUCGAAAAUUCAGCAGCCGCAGCAAUUCCAAAAUCAGAUGCAGAUGGCAGCAAUGCAGCAAAAUCAAUUACAACAGCAGCAAAAUCAGACGCCACAAGGUAGAAAAAGGCCAUCGCAAGCUAAUUACAUAAUUCAACCGCCGAAACUAAACAGAAAAUUAUCCCAACAGCGACCGUUGCCUGUUUACGUUCCUUCUAGUCAGAUUCAAAAGAUAAUAGAUUGUUUAAAAUUUAACGAUAUUUCAGAAAAAACUCCUAUGAGCGAAGAAUUUACCGAUUCCAUAAGGAUGUUAGUACUGCUUGAAAAUGGCGAACAAAGACUUAUAACGUUCACUUUGCCCAAGGAAGCUUGUACGAUACAGGAGAUUUUGGAACAAGUUAGCGUUCCAUUUCAAGCUGAUACAAACAUUCAAGUGACAGAAACCAAUUCACAGGGAAUCAACUAUGUGGUAACCGUCGGGAAUGUUGAUUGGGACCAAGCUUCGAAUGAAUUGAGUCCGGGUUCAUCUCAGGAUCAGUCAUCUCCACCUGCACUAACUACAUUAUCCCAAGAACCAGCUUUGGAACCAAAGAUAUCGGAACCACCUAAAAGCCCGUCGCCCGAGCCUCCUAAGGAAACUCCUAAAUUUGUACCAGGAAUGCUUGCGCUUUGCGGAGCUUGCGGUUAUUUAUCCGAAGAUUUUAACAAAUGCAUCCGGUGUACGAGAAAGUUACCAGAAAACGUGAAAGCGAUCUCUUCGAAUUUGAAGAAUACGCCCGGGAAUCCCAAAAGAGAUAUUGCAGCUGUGGCUCAAGCUCAACAAGCCAAACACGCUGCUAUGAUACAACAACAGAAAUUAAGCGCAGGUAAAGCUAAUAAUUCUCCUUCGAUGAAAAAGAAGAUUACAAGAAUGCCGAGACAAUCGGAACAAGAUAGUGUGCACGUUAUUAGUUCUGACGAGGAAGAAGAGGAGAAACCUAACAUUAAAGAUAAUAGUCAAAAAUUGGGAGUAUCUGCCACCAAUCAAGUUUCCAAAGAACCUUCAAUCAUUGACAUACAGAUUCAUGGUUCAUCCAAAAGUAACAUUCCACCUAAAGUAUUUGCUAAAGAUGAUAUUUGCAGCACUAAAUUGAAAUGCAGGACUGUUCGAAUCGGUUCUUACAGAUGUGUCCCAACGGAAGAGGUUCUCAUAGAAACGACGAAAGUGGUUAUUCACUUGCCGCAUCCCAACAAAGAAAAAGGUACGAAAACCUUAACCAUCGAACGAGGCGAUGUGGUCAAAGUUUUGGCCAGUUUCAACAGCUCUUUAUCCGUCGUAUUCUAUUAUCUCAGUUCGGAUUUAGCGAAGAAGAUCAGAGACGAGCUAGACAUGUCUUCGGAGAGCGACUACUAUUUUGAUCCUCUUUCGAUCGAAGACGAAGCCCAACGGCGUAUAACUUUGCUGCCUGAUGACAUUACUGACGAUAAUAAAAACGUCAUUCAACAUAUAUACGGCGCGCCUACCAAUAUACUUGAAGAGUUGAAUAUCAAAGAAGCUAAUGAUAUAUUGAUUAAGACGUGUCCUAAAGAAUUGGCGAAGAAUACGCCUGGAUUUGGGGCUUUCGCCGAAAUCAGGCAACUGUUGACUUAUCCACCAGAAGGCCGGUACAGGAUUUCAAUUAAUACCGAGGACUACAUGUGCUUGGGGCAGGAUAUGUUCCUAAACGACGUGAUAAUAGAUUUCUACCUUUCCUAUCUAACUGAAAAUCUGCCGGUGGAUGAACGGAAUAAAAUCCACGUCUUUUCGACGUUCUUCUACAGAAGACUCACGACCAAACCCCUUAAAGCUUCUAGAAAAUCCCAUCCCAGUGAAUUAGAUCCAACUUUAACUCCCGCACAAAAACGUCACGCUAGAGUGAUGAAAUGGACGAAAAACGUAAACAUUUUUGAAAAGGACUUCAUAAUUGUGCCGAUAAACGAAAACGCUCAUUGGUUCCUUGCCAUUAUCUGCUUCCCGGGUAUGAAUGGAACUCACACUUGGGACGGAAAACCCAUCAAAAUCGAAGUUAAAUCAAAGAAAAAAAAAAAACCUGUCGCCGGAAAGCACACCUUGAGCGUGAAGUUGGAAAAAGUAGCGAAGCCGAUUGCUUGCGAUGAUCCGGAUUUGAGCGAUAAAGACGAAGCCGAAGGCGACGAUAGCGAAAUGGAGUCCGAUGAUUCGGAAGAGGUUCCUCUGACUCCCACCGAUUCUCAAUCAUCCGCGGGUACGGCAGACAGCAGCAGCAGCACUACAGUUGUACCGGCUGUUCACCAAACUCCUUCGAAGUCGAAGGAACCCAGACCUCCGAUCAAACAGCCGUGUAUACUAAUAUUCGAUUCUUUAUCGGGAGCAAACAGGUGUCGCGUAGUCGCGACUUUAAGGGAUUACCUCACUUGCGAAUACAAAGCUAAAAUGGGGAAAGAAAGAGUUUAUAAUAAGGAAGUUAUUAAAGGAGCUAAUCCGAAAGUACCGCAACAAAAUAACUUUACCGAUUGCGGAUUGUACUUACUUCAAUAUGUUGAACAAUUUUUCAAAGAUCCCAUAAAAGAUUUUCAUAUUCCUGUAAAAGAAAUACAACAUUGGUUCGAAGAAAUUGUUGUUACCAAAAAGAGGGAAGAUAUAGCGAAUUUAAUUAAAAGUUUAAUGAAGGAGUAUGGAAAAGAUACCAGAGGUUUACCAGAAAUCAAUUUUCCUACUCAGAAUGGUAAAAUUAUAGAGAAGGAGACCGAGGAAGAGGAAGAAGCUGAAGAAGAAAAUGAUGAAGUUGAAGAAGAAUCCUUUGAAACGGCCAAUAUGAACGAUUCAUAUACGACUAAUAAAGACUCGUUAUCCGACAUUGCUUCGAGUAGUGACGAUGUAAAAGCGGAUGAAAAUGAUUCGCAUAUAAAAGUGUCUGGCGACGGAUCCUUUAGUGAUUUUGUGACGCAAAUUGUAAUUAAUCCUAGACCGGAUUUGAGUGAAUUUCCGCGACAAACUAAUAAAGAUACUCUAUCGAUUUUAAAGGCUAAAAGGAUUGUUAAACAUAAGCCUGCAGAGAAAUCUGUCGUGAAAAAAUUUAAAAGUGAUGAUGAUUAA